GGCUUUUUUUAAACUACUUCACUUGACUUGUUCUCUCCGGUACACUGAGCAGGCAAUGGCUUCAGAGCAGCUGGCAUGCACCAACCCCUGCGAGGCAAAGUGUCCCCAGCCCCUGGCCACCAGCAGCAACGAGCCCUGCGUGGUGGCCUGCGGUGACUCCCGGGUGAUCAUCUUCCCACCACCUGUCGUGGUCACCUUCCCAGGGCCCAUCCUCACCACCUACCCGCAGCAGACCGUGGUGGGAGCCUCGGAGCCACCCAAGGCAGCGCUGGCAGAGCCCCCUGCUGCAGCACCACUGGCCACUGAAGUCACCGGGCAGCUGGAGGCGGCUGUGGAGAAACUUGCCCCCCAAGUCAUUUCACGACCCGAGCCUCAGUACACCCCAAAAUACUCCUACACCUAUUCUUCCCAAUGGACACAUCCAUGCAACUCAUACCGCUCUGGGAAGCAGUGGACAUACUAAGCUCAGGCUCUGUAUGCACGGAGUCAAUUUAAAAGUACUCAAGGAAGCUCAAGUUGCAAAUUGAGGGUGGAGCUGAGAGGCCAGAGCCUGAGAGCCUGAGCACUGGGUGUUGCCCGGCUCCAGCUGAAGAGAAUAAGAACUGCAAACACCCAGCACCUUUCACAGGCAGACUCAUGUGUGCGUUUUCUCAUUUUGCCUUUAACUUAGAUUAAUUAUCUACCAGCUUUCCAGUUUAGCCAUCUGCUUGCACUGUGCUUUGUCCUGUUCCAGUUAUAUUAUUGACUUUGACACUGAUUUAGAGAGGUGACUUACAGUGCUAGAAAUUGCACACAACUGCACUGAAGAAGAGUGACGUUUCUUAUAAACUGCACCACUUUGACCCUGGUGGUUAGCCAGUGCCCUGUUGAACCCCCGGAAAGAUAGUCUUUAUACUCUGUACAAAGUUUGUUCCAGAACUGUAGAA
Messenger RNA from Struthio camelus australis, 926 nucleotides. The record is from RefSeq and is a predicted model, not a curated record. Lineage: Eukaryota; Metazoa; Chordata; Aves; Struthioniformes; Struthionidae.